This is a messenger RNA of Phragmites australis (common reed), 1363 nucleotides long. RefSeq lists its product as uncharacterized. Lineage: Eukaryota; Viridiplantae; Streptophyta; Magnoliopsida; Poales; Poaceae. The coding region runs from base 281 to 1363 and encodes 360 amino acids. The transcript has 5 exons. The record is from RefSeq and is a predicted model, not a curated record.
CGCUGAUGUCAUUUCAUCGUGGUUUGGAGCAUGUUGCUCCAAAGAAUUCUAGUUUGACAGGUUCCGUCAAUGGAUCCAGCGUACUAUACAAGUGACGAGUUUACCUCCAACUGCAAAGUAACACCAGCUUGACGCGGCACCUCAUUUCGCCGGCUGCGACCGCGGCGGCGCAUGUCGGAAAACCGCGUUCGCUCGUCACGCGGCGUGGCGCGGAGCAGCAGCCUGGCUCGGCUCGGUGGCCGCAGCUGCGUCAGCACAGUCUUCACCACGACUCAACGCCAUGUGGGCUGGCUGUCGUGGCCUGGUUGCCAGCGGCGUGCGUGCCGCUGCGAUUGCUUUGGCCAAGUACCGGCCUGUCGCCGCGCGGCCAUCUGCCGGGCUACGCCGCAAGAGUGUCCGUGCCGGCUGCUCGGCACCUUCGCUUGAAGCAUAUAAUCUGCAACAGCCAACAGAGUGGAUACAAUGCUGCAGGCAGGAACAGCAAUUGCAGGCCUCGAAUGGCAAAAAGGGUAGUCAAAAGAGGCCUGCGAAUUUAGGACGUGCACGGUGGCUUUUUCUUGCGCUGCCUGUCGGUCCUCUUGAAGCUAGCCCUCUCCCAGCCGCCCCACCCGAUCGCGAGUUGCACACUUGCACCCCUAUUUCGACGGUUUUAGCUGCUGCUAUUGACGAGAAGGGCAUGUCUGCCAACGUGCUGCCACGGUUACCAAGGAGCUGCCCCGGUAAUGGCGGUGGCUCGUUUCCUUCCCUAGCCCCCAGCGCCACCCCCUACACUCCCCUGCUGGGGCCCCGCCGGGGUGCCAUCUCCCACAGCCGCCCGACGCGCGCGCUAGCUGCUGCGUUUGGGAGCGGAAUUGUUGUUGGAUUGGGUCCGAUCGAUCGGGAGGUAAAUCCGACGUUUCUUGUUCUUGGCCUUGCAGAGAGUCCAGGGGGUCCGGACAUCCUGACGAAUUACCUCGAACCAAUGGGGUUCUGUGGAAGCAGUGCUGUAGAUGCUGAGGAACAGCUGGACUACAGCGCCGGAAAUGUGACUAUAAUGACAGAUCAUAGGUGUUGGGAGCGGAAAUUAGAAGAAUCAAGUGAACUUGGGCAAACAGUUGUGAUAAAAUUCAGCACAACUUGGUGUGGACCAUGUAGGAAUGCUGCUCCAGUAUUCGCCGAGCUCUCUUUGAAGCAUUCUGAUCUUGUUUUCGUGUCAGUCGAUGUAGACGAACUACCGGAACUUGUCACGCAAUUCAACAUACGGGCAACCCCAACGUUCAUCUUCAUGAGAGGCAAGAAGGAGGUCGACAAGCUGGUCGGGGGCAACCAGGCAGAUCUCGUGAAGAAGUUCGAUCCAUAUUGCCAGGCCAGCUUAAUUGAGUGA